UAACCCUUAGCAUCUGCCCGCGUCCUCCAAGUACAAAAAGCAACUCCGGGCAGUGGGUCCCUUCUGUUCCUCAUUAAAAACGCAGUUAAACGGACCAGGGAAACGCCAACAUGUCGGAUCAAUCCGCUUUCGACACAGACGUGUGGACGCUCACACGCUUCGUUAUGGAAACAGGGAGACAAGCGAAAGGCGCAACUGGUGAACUUACCCAGCUAAUAAACUCCAUGCUAAUAGCUAUCAAAGCUAUUUCAUCUGCCGUACGGAAAGCAGGCCUUGCUCACCUUCAGGGCAUCGCCGGGCACAUCAACGUCACGGGGGACGAGGUAAAGAAACUGGACAUUCUGUCCAACGACCUGGUCAUCAACAUGCUGCAAGCGUCCUACAGCAGCUGUGUCCUGGUAUCUGAGGAGAACAAAGAGGCCAUCAUCACCCCUGCUGAGAAAAGGGGUAAAUACGUGGUCUGUUUCGAUCCACUGGAUGGCUCCUCCAACAUUGACUGCUUGGCUCCUAUAGGCACUAUCUUUGCCAUAUACAAGAGGACCGAAGAGACUUCAGAGGGUGAGCCCACUGAGAAGGACGCAUUACAGCCUGGUAACCAAAUUGUGUGUGCGGGCUACGCGUUGUAUGGCAGUGCCACCAUAGUAGCUAUGAGCACUGGAGCGGGCCUCAACUUUUUCAUGUUAGAUCCAGCCAUCGGCGAAUUCAUACUGACAGAGAGAAACGUGAAGAUCAAAAAAAGGGGCAAGACCUACAGCCUGAACGAAGGCUACGCCAAGUAUUUCGACCCCGCCGUGGCCGAGUACAUAAAGCAGAAGAAAUAUCCCGAGGAUGGCACUGCCCCUUAUGGCGCCAGGUACGUGGGCUCCAUGGUUUCAGAUGUGCACCGUACCAUUGCUUAUGGUGGUAUCUUCCUGUAUCCUGCGAAUGAGAAGAGCCCCAAAGGAAAGUUACGGCUGCUGUACGAGUGCAACCCCAUUGCCUUCCUGGUGGAGCAGGCUGGAGGUUUGGCCACCACUGGCACCCAGAGGAUUUUGGACGUAAAGCCUGAGGCUCUGCACCAGCGGGUCCCUUUCGUGGUGGGCUCCCCGGACGACGUGGAGGAAUAUUUAUGCUUUGUCAAGAAACACCAGAAGUAGACCUUUCGAGACCUUUUCUCAGACAUCUAAGCAGUUAUGUCAAGCCAAAUGUUCUUAGCCUGAUAUGAACCACAUUCUGGCAGUAAUGUAAUAAUAAUGUGACAACGGUUGGUGAUGAUGAAUCCCAUUAUGGUUGGUGAUGAAUUCCAAAACACUUCUACAAAUUUCAGGGUUUAAAGCUAAUGCAAAAAACUGACCUGUCUAAAGUGCCUCAGACUUUCCAUGCAGUCCUUCAAAUGUUCCUAUUUCUAUUGUGUCUGGUCUCAAAAUAAAGACCCAUGUUGUAUUUUAACACCAAGGAGUGAAAGCCAAAUAAAAACUUCACAUUCAAAUCA
Electrophorus electricus (electric eel) is the source of this 1471-nucleotide messenger RNA. The record is from RefSeq and is a predicted model, not a curated record. NCBI's taxonomy places the organism in Eukaryota, Metazoa, Chordata, Actinopteri, Gymnotiformes, Gymnotidae.